AUGACUUCUUUACCACCUCUUGAACCUACAAUAUCACAAUUACAUACACUUAGUGCGGAAAGUCUUAUCUAUGAAAAGCAACGUUUAGAAAAUUCUAUAUUUCAUUUAAAUAGAUCGAAUGAAGACAUGAAAGAAUUUGAUGAGAAUGAUAAAGAUUUUCAAUUGGCAAUAAAGGAGAAUGAAGAUCUUAUCGCAAGGAAUCGUGAAAAGAUCAAGAUAAUCCAGGAUUUGUUGAAGGAAAGGCAGCAGCAAAAUGGCAAUACUUGUAUAAGUGCCGAAAGUCUUGUACAGAAUGUGACCAAUUCAAAUUCAAUUCAGCAAGCAGUUAAUACACAACAAGAAACAUUGUCAACAACAACCGAUAUACAAAUAGAUGACAAUACCUUUAACAACACACAAGAUGAGUCCGAAGAUGGAAUUUAUCUAUAA
Funneliformis mosseae is the source of this 429-nucleotide messenger RNA. Lineage: Eukaryota; Fungi; Glomeromycota; Glomeromycetes; Glomerales; Glomeraceae. The record is from the annotation of a GenBank genome assembly.